AUGUCGCCCCUGUUCAUAGCCGCAGCGUCCUCUCUGUCCGCGUUUCAAAGAUUUUAUUCUAUUACUUCGUCCCAUUCGCUUCUUCUCCCCGAUCCCCUUCCGUCCCACACACGCACUCCCCUCCAUCGCUCACGCAUCCUCGCUCCAACGAGCACGCUCCCUCCCCUCCCGUCUCCUUUGCGCAAUCCCCAUUGUCGCGCACGCUCGCUUCCCAGGGUUGCGGAUUACAAAUUCCUUCCGUCGCCCACGCGCACUCCGUGCCCGCCGCGCGCACUCCCUUCCGCCGCCCCCGCCCAAGACCUUCCCGUCGCCCACGCUCACUCGCUUCCCAUCGCCUUCGCGCAAUCGUUCCGUCGCCCACUCUCACUCACUUCCGUCGCCUGCGCUCACUCCCGUCGCCCGCGCUCACUCCCUUCCCGUCGCCCACGCUCACACCCUUCCCAUCGCCUUCGCGCAAUCCUUCGGUCGCACACGCUCACCCCCGCUCGUCGCACACGGCCAAUUCCCUUCGUCCCACGCUCACUCCUCCCCGUCGCGCACGCUCUCUCCCCAUCCGUCGCCCACGCUCACUGCCCGUACGUCGCACGCUCUCACUCCCUUUUGUCGCCCACGCUCACCCCCCUCCCGUCGCCUUCGCUCACUCUCUCCCGUCCCCUUUCUCCCUUCUCAUCUCCACCCUUUCUCCCUUCUCAUCUCCACCCUUUCUCCCUUCUCAUCUCCACCCUUUCUCCCUUCUCAUCUCCACCCUUUCUCCCUUCUCAUCUCCACCCUUUCUCCCUUCUCAUCUCCACCCUUUCUCCCUUCUCAUCUCCACCCUUUCUCCCUUCUCAUCUCCACCCUUUCUCCCUUCUCAUCUCCACCCUUUCUCCCUUCUCAUCUCCACCCUUUCUCCCUUCUCAUCUCCACCCUUUCUCCCUUCAGGCUGGAGUUAGAGGAUGGGGUGGACGCGAGGUGGAGGAGUGGGGGCGAGUCGUCGUGCUGAGUCGGGGGCGCCGCGACACCGUGGGAGGCACCAUUUCUGCCCCACCCCUUUCCGCCCCAACCCCUUUCCGCCCCACCCCUUUCCGCCCCACCCCAUUCCGCCCCACCCCAUUCCGCCCCACCCCAUUCCGCCCCAACCCAGUCUGCCCCACCCCAUCUCCUCCCCACCCCUUUCCGCCUCACUCCAUUCCGUCUCAACAAGAUCCCCCUGGACAACCGGAAGCACGUGCUACAGCUGCUGCUGUGCUCGUGCUACAGCUACGCGAGAUGCGGUGCUCUGCGCUGCUCUGGGGCUCUGCGGUGCUGUGCUGUGCUCUGCUUGACGCACACCCAUCCUCUCCUCUCCCCAUCCUCUCCUCUCCCCAUCCUCUCCUCUCCCCAUCCUCUCCUCUCCCCAUCCUCUCCUCUCCCAUCCUCUCCUCUCCCCAUCCUCUCCUCACCCCAUCGUCUCCUCUCCCCAUCCUCUCCUCUCCCAUCCUCUCCUCUCCCCAUCCUCUCCUCUCCCCAUCCUCUCCUCUUCCAUCCUCUCCUCUCCCCAUCCUCUCCUCUCCCAUCCUCUCCUCUCCCAUCCUCUCCUCUCCCCAUCCUCUCCUCUCCCAUCCCAGGCGAGCAUGA
Closterium sp. NIES-65 is the source of this 1596-nucleotide messenger RNA. NCBI's taxonomy places the organism in Eukaryota, Viridiplantae, Streptophyta, Zygnematophyceae, Desmidiales, Closteriaceae. The record is from the annotation of a GenBank genome assembly.